Messenger RNA from Asterias rubens (European starfish), 1090 nucleotides. RefSeq lists its product as uncharacterized. The record is from RefSeq and is a predicted model, not a curated record. The coding region runs from base 145 to 534 and encodes 129 amino acids. The transcript is spliced from 5 exons. NCBI's taxonomy places the organism in Eukaryota, Metazoa, Echinodermata, Asteroidea, Forcipulatida, Asteriidae.
GCACAUUAGCCGAUUGUGGGUUAAAAGUACCAGACUUCGUAAGAAGCACAUGACUUUGGGUGUGAAAUUAGUGUUUUGGUGCUCGUUCGAGUGGAGCUAGCAGUUUCUUCUUCUUCAAAUCAUUGUUUAUUAAUUUGAUCCACAAUGGAUGAGAAGACGCCCAUAUUUGGCGACCCCCAUGAGAGGGAAGGUGUUUCAAAAGUUGGUACUUCGUCGUCAGCGAGACAGGUGUAUCAUGACUCGACACAAAACCCAACGACGAAAUAUAUCAUGAUGGGCGGUGUCGGCGUAAUCUCAAUCAUGGUUUUUAUUGCUUUGAUUUUGUGCAUAUACCGCGGAGCAUCUACAGGCAAACAAUGGUUCCUGUAUUUGUUGGUUGGAGUUAGUUUGAUUGGAUUCAUUGUCAUUCAAGCUUUCCUGUUCAAGUUUCUUCAGUCAGGGGACCUGGCCAAAGGUAAAACAUGGUUUUUGUACUUCAUGGGGAUCUGUACAUUUGUGGAAUCCAUCUUCGUUGCUGUGAUCGUUAUGAACUGAGUUGUCUGGAAUAACACGGGAGGCAACAGAGGCCGUGGCCCCUCUGUUGCCCCGGUCUUGGCCUUGGUGCCCCUUCAAAAAGUGCUCCUUGUAAAAUAAAACUGGCCUUGCCCUCUCAAAGAUAUGUAAUUCCAGGCCAGUGUCACUGGAUAAACUACUUGUAACUGAUGAGUGGUGGUGGAGACAAUAAUGGUGAUUCAGGGGUGGUAGCGGAGCUCAACAUAGACGAGCUGGAAGAGUUCUUAUACAUGGUAUGGGCCUGGGCGACUAGUGAAAUUUGAGUCCUUCCCUUACUACUAAUCUGCUCAUUAUCUGGUUUUAUGUUUUUCGGUACAAUAGAUUGCAUUGUUUUAAUUAAUGAACAGAGUGUGGUACUGGGGAUUGGAGAUACUCCACUCCAUUGUAUCUAUAAUUGCUCUGAAGCUGUCUUGGUGUUAUGAAUCUCUGAUGGACUAAUUAGGGAGUACCUGUGUGGGGAGCUUGAGGUUGAUUUCACAAUGUUAGUACUAACUUAGGACUAGUCCUAAGUAGGUCAGGGGUUGAUUUCACAAAGAGU